Molecule: messenger RNA, 2492 nt
Organism: Achroia grisella
Lineage: Eukaryota; Metazoa; Arthropoda; Insecta; Lepidoptera; Pyralidae
Product: MYG1 protein
Exons: 4
Coding region: 132-1226 (364 amino acids)
Cellular component (GO): nucleus; cytoplasm
Source: RefSeq, a predicted model, not a curated record
AUAUGGCUUAUAUCUAGAUAGGUACUACCAUUUCACAAUCACAUCGCUUCACUCUAUUUACGAGGCACAAGUAAGCUUUUUUGGUUAGAUUUGUUCAUAUCGUGAAAUAUUAUUUUAUAUUGCGUUGUCUAAUGUUAUUGAAACAAAUUAGUAAAGUAUAUGCAUUUGUAUAUUACACAACAAAAAAUCCACCACGAUUCUCAGGAGUUCGACUUUUGAGCGGCUAUUUCAAUAAAAUGAAGAUCGGAACUCAUGAUGGUGUUUUCCAUUGCGAUGAAGUGCUGGCAUGCUAUAUGCUUAAAAGGUUGCCUCAGUAUAAGGAUGCCGAGAUUGUCCGGACCAGGGAUCCAGGGAAGUUGAAAGAAUGUGACAUUGUUGUAGAUGUUGGUGCAGUAUAUGACCAUGAGAAUAAGCGAUAUGAUCACCAUCAAAGGGAAUUCAAUGAAACUCUUAGUACUUUGAAACCUACACUGGGUGACAAAUACAAGAUUAAAUUAAGCUCAGCUGGUCUAGUAUAUGCAUUUUAUGGAGAGCAAAUGUUACAAGAGUUGGCGCCAAAAGAAUCACCACUAACUCCAUCAGAUUUAAAUAUUAUUUAUAAAAAGGUUUAUGAGAGUUUAAUAGAAGAAAUAGAUGCAAUAGACAAUGGAGUUCCGAUGACUGAUGAUGAGCCUAAAUAUAAAAUUCGCACGCAUUUAAGUGCUAGGGUUGCCAGGUUGAAUCCGAAUUGGAAUAGUAAUCAGCAAAUUGAUAUAAAUGAAGUAUUUAAGAAAGCUAUGGUGUUAGUGAGUGAAGAACUUCUGCACACUGUUAAUUAUUUUAUUUCCACUUGGUUACCAGCACGGGAUUAUGUGAAAUCAGCUAUAGACAGUCGAUUUGAGAUACACAGUUCAGGGCAGAUUUUGGAAUUCACAGAGAGAUUUCCAUGGAAAGAGCACUUGUUUGAUUUGGAAACGGAAAUGGAACUUGGUCACGAGAUUAAGUAUGUUUUGUUUAAUGACAAACCAGGAUCGUGGAGAGUGCAAGCAGUGCCAGUUAGUCCUACAAGUUUUAUACUCAGGAAACCACUAUCAAAAAAGUGGUGGGGCGUCCGCGAUGAGAUUUUGAGUGAUGUAGCUCAAAUAGAAGGCUGUAUCUUCUGUCACAGUACAGGAUUUAUAGGAGGCAAUGUGUCCAGAGAAGGCGCUUUACAAAUGGCUAUAGCAAGUUUAAAUGCUGAUACAUAGUGUACUAGCUGCGCCCGUGGUUUCACCCGCGUUAAAUUGCAGUAAAAAAUAUAGCCCAUGUGUUAUUCUGAUGCAUAAGCUAUAAUACUGUAAAGUUGAAUAAAAAUCCGUUCAGUAGUUUUUGCGUGAAAGUGUAACAAACAUUCAUACUUAUAAACUUUUGCGUUUAUAAUAUUUUUAAGAUUUAGAUAAAUAUAGUGUAAUAGUGAAAUUUUUCUACAUAGCAAUGUUUCUAAACAGUAUUGACCUGUAUUUGUAUUGAUAUAAGCUUCAAAUUAGCGAAUAUUGACGAAUUAUAAUACUCUAUAUUUGGUAUUGAUAUACACUGUUAUAGAUUUUUUACAUGGUUAUUUACAAUUGUACACAUACACGCCGUAUAUUUAAAUAUUUUUAUUUUAUUUAUUUAAUUAAUACAAUAUAAACUUACAGCUAAUUGCCAACACGUUUUUAUCUUAAAACAGUAAAGUUGGGAUAGUAAAGUCCUCGAGUGGCGACCGCGGACCGGAAGACGCAAUGUGGGAAGACCUCCAGCAAGGUGGACCGACGAUCUGAUCAAGAUCGCUGGAAGGUGUUGUAUGCGAGCAGCGAAGGACCGAUCGUCGUGGAGACUUUUAGGAGAGGCCUUUGUCCAGCAGUGGACGUCUUUCUAGCCGAGAUGAUGAUGAUUAUAUAUAUAUAUUGAUCUCUGAGGGUCUCGGUGGUCUACUGGUUUAACACACCGCUUUACCUCUGAUGGUCGCGGGUUCGAUUCCUCGCACGGCACAAGUAUUUGUAUUCAUGGGUAUGAUUGUUUGUAUCGGUCUGGGUGUUUUCUAUGUAUAAUAUGUAUGUAUUUACAAAAAAAAUCUAUGUAUUUGUAUCAGUUAUCUAUAUUUCUUGCGGUGUAGUAUGGUGCAGGUGACAGUUAUUAAUUUUACAUUUAAAAAUUGCUACAUUUAAUUUAAUACAGUUUUUAACGAUUUAAUAUAUUACGAAUAUCAUCAUCAUCUGCUUCUUCCUUAUCCCAUUUAUUUGGGGUCGGCGUAAUAUGUUUUUCGUUUAAUAUAUUACGAAUAUGGUACACAUGAAAUACUAAUUCAUAAUUUGUAAAUCGCGGCAACUUUUGAGAGUGAAACAAAACAUUAAUGAAACUGUCACCCGCACCAUGCUACAGGGCACAUAGUACCCAAUAUAGUACCCAUUACUUAAGCUUUAGCAAGCUUAACUUGGAACUAGAUGGCGCUGUGUGAAUUGUUCUGAUAUUAUUAGUAUUAUCUUAACUAUAUA